Trichobilharzia regenti is the source of this 342-nucleotide messenger RNA. Lineage: Eukaryota; Metazoa; Platyhelminthes; Trematoda; Strigeidida; Schistosomatidae. The record is from the annotation of a GenBank genome assembly.
GAACGUGAACUGGAAGCUGUUUAUAUGAUACUCUUAUCUAGUCAAACAACGAUUCUAAUGAAGAGUAUUUCGUUGGAUAUCUUGAACACGCCGGCUAUUCAAAAUUGUGGUUCCAAUGUUGUUCAGACUAAGUCAUUCGGGCAAUUGUUUUAUCGGAUUCUUAUUUCUGUAAAUAGUUGUUUUUGCGUUUUGACGUGUGUGAAUACUGCUGAUUAUUUAUUUCAUGCUCACUUUGUAACACUCGGUUGGUUAAAUCAGAGUACAAAGCGAAUUUAUGUAGAAAAAGGAAUAGGUAAAAAUCUCCUCUCGAGUCAUGAUUGGUCAGUAAUCUAUUUUGAAUAA